ACACAGCCAGGAAGUAAAACUGCACCGAGAACAUGAAGUUCUCUGUUACACAUGUUUUAUUACGCUUUACUGAUAAGACGUACUUGUUUUUUAAAACACAAGUAGGCUACAGAUUUACGCGUCGUUAAUUUAUAAAUCGUUGUCUGCUGUUAUCCCUGGACUAUGGAUAUAUCUGAUAUUGAGCGGUGUUGCUGUGCGGUCACUCUAUCCAAAUCCUUUUCUGCUAAAAAGUCCGUAAGUUGCAGUGGGGUCGUUGUCCACACUGAGUCUGGGACUAUUCUCUGCACGGGUCUUCCUUUCUCUCGCUUCACAGCCAACAAAAAGUCUCUAAACACGAAUGGACGUGUUUUACCAGCGCAUCGCUUUAGUAAGAAGCUUAGAGUUAAUGUCACCUUCCCCGCACAUGUAAACAUCUCAGAUGACACCUCUGGAUCAACCCCGCACCAAACCACAGCCAGUCUGCUCAUGUUAGUGAACUGUGUAGAGUUCAGACGAGCUUUCCAGGCUGUUUUCCCCGAGUCUCAGCAGUGGCGCUUCUACGGGGAUGAGGAUGAGGAUGAGCUGCUGAAGGAUGCACAGUUUCUAAGCUGGUUUGCAGUAUUGAAAGUCAAAGAUUUACCCACAAUUUCCAGCUCCUACCCACACCUCAUCCCUUGGCAGGACAGCAUCUCUCUGCUCAAGGGCUGUCCUGUUUUGGCUUGUGGGUCUCCCUUCGGUUCCCUCUGCGUCGAUCUCUUCACCAGUUCACUUAGCAGAGGAAUUAUUAGUAAUCUUACGGGACAAGAUAACGCCAUUAUUCUUACAGACGCGCGCUGCUUACCUGGCACAGAAGGGGGCGGCUUGUUUGCGCUCAAAAGCCCAAAUAAAGUGCGUCUUGUUGGGCUUGUUGUUUCCCCUUUUGGGUGGAAAGCAAACGAAUGGAUUGGGCUUUCGUUGGUUUGCUCAAUUCAUCAGAUUUUCAAAAAUAUAUUGCAGUUUACAAAGCCAGAACAUCCACUACAAGAUAUAGUGCUGUGGGAGAAAGAGCUGUACAUGGAGGCUGCGGCGGAUGGAUCUAGGACUGUCAAUCAUCCCACAGUGUGUCUGGUGGACAGUGGGCAGUUUUGGGGGUCAGGUGUGCUGGUCUCUGAACAGGUGGCUCUUACCUGCCGCCAUGUUGUCAACGGGAAGUCUACAGUCAUGCUGAAGUUUCAUCAAAAGGACGGGUUCACAGAUAUGGUUGGUGAUGUCCUGUUCUGCACUCAGGAGGCCUCGCCCUUUGACCUGGCUGUGUUGAAGCUCAGGGACAGUGUCAGUCAUGCGGCGCUUCCCCAGAUGUCCCAUAAGUUUCAUACAGGUGAGCCUGUCCUGGUGGUGGGUUAUGGUGCCAUCGGUCGUAGUUGUGGCCCUUCAUUGACCUCCGGAGUCUUGUCAAAAUCCAUCCGCACCAAAGAGCAGCAGCCAGUCAUGCUCCAAACCACAUGUGCAGUACAGGCUGGGACUAGUGGAGGCGCUGUAGUACGGCCGCACUCAGGAGAGCUACUGGGUAUAGUCUCCAGUAACACCAAGGACUUUGCCACCAACGUGACGUAUCCUCACCUGAACUUCAGCAUCCCCGUGACUGUGUUUGAGAAGAUGGUGGAGAUCUUCCUGCAAACCCAGGACGUGAGCGCGUUUACAGGGCUGGAUUCAGUGGAUGAAGAUGUGAGGAGGGUGUGGAGGCUGCAGAUGCAUUCAAGCAAACUGUAACUACAGCCAUUUAAGUGUUAAUAUGUUCAAAUGCAACGCUAGGCCUGAUGCAACUGCCAUUUUCAGGAAUUUUAAUUUAUACUAAUUCAAAGAUGCAUCAACCAAAACUUUCAAACUGUGUUUAUUUUCUUUUGUUACAGAUUUUAUGGCAACACUGUGUAACUUUAUAUGUUAUUAGAUGAGGCUCUCAUCCAGGACAUGUAAGAAUCAGGUUUGUGAAGAUACAAGGACACAGUUUUUUCUAUAUUUUCAGUGCAAUAAAUCUUUGUCUCGUAAGUUACACAGUGAGGCUUUAGUGAAAUUUUGGAAUUUUCAUAAUAACAUGAUAUUUUGGUAAUUUUUCUAGGAACACAUAUAUUUUGCGAGACAUGGUCACAGAUCUAAAUCCAGCUGUAGAAUCAUUCAUACAGUGUUAUACUCUUGAGAGUCCCUAUUGUUCCGGUUAUACACAAACAAUCUCUGCUGGAAACAAGAACUGAAAACAAUAGACUUUUUAUAUUAACAUUUUAAAGUGGGUCUAUUAUGCAUAAUUGACAUUUUAGAGCUUUUAACCAUGUUACAGUUGUUUCCCUUCACCAUUUACUCAUCCAAAGUUGUAUUUGGCGUGAUUUGCGAAGUUUGAGUAAUCUUUAAUCGCUUAUUUUCAAGACGCCAUAUUGACGAUCAAUCCCCGUUUUCAUUGCCACCAUUACACACACACUGCUCUGAACUGACUUAGUUCUCCAAUUUUAUUUUCUUAAUCAGUGAUUUGCGCAAGAUUGGGCAGAGUCGUGUAGUCAUUUUGGUACAAAAGAAAAAAAAAAAACCCUGCUUGCUAGACUGAUCUGCAGCUUGUCCAUCGGAGGUGCAGACUCUUUGUGGUGAUGAUGUUUACAGCGACAUCAGCUUCCAUUGAGCACGGCACUUUGUAACGCAGAAGUUGGGGGACUUGUUUCUUUUAUUAAGUUGUUUUAGAUGAAUAUUGCGAUUUAAAAUGUCCAAAUUAUGACAUAAUGAUCCACGGCUGUCAUAGAUUAUAACUACAGAGCCGACAUAAGCACAAUAGGUCUGUUUUAACAUUUGGUGCUAAGAAACAACAUAUUCUUGUAGCUGCCAUCUACUCUAGUUUGUUCUACAUCCAAUAAUGUGAAUAAAACAUUUCUUAAAACCUUU
This is a messenger RNA of Periophthalmus magnuspinnatus, 2880 nucleotides long. It is a transcript of the gene tysnd1, whose product is annotated as trypsin like peroxisomal matrix peptidase 1. Gene Ontology annotation, biological process: protein processing; regulation of fatty acid beta-oxidation. The record is from RefSeq and is a predicted model, not a curated record. The coding region runs from base 163 to 1728 and encodes 521 amino acids. Gene Ontology annotation, cellular component: peroxisome. The transcript has 4 exons. Lineage: Eukaryota; Metazoa; Chordata; Actinopteri; Gobiiformes; Gobiidae. Gene Ontology annotation, molecular function: serine-type endopeptidase activity.